UGAGGCCGGGGAUUCGCCGGCCCGCGCCAGGCCCCGGGCAGAGAAUGAAAGGACAAUCUGCUUCAUCUUGAUUCUGCAGCAUUCCAAACUGUGGUAUCCUUGGGGUUCUCUUAACAUUGCUAUGGUGCAGAAGAUUUAAAAUCAGCUGAUGUUCACAAGGAAUAGAGUCACGUGAUGUAUGAAGGGAAACAUAUACACUUCUCUGAGGUUGACAAUAAGCCCUUGUGCUCAUAUAGCCCCAAACUGUGCAAGCAGCGGCGACUCAACGGCUACGCUUUCUGUAUCAGACACGUUCUGGAGGACAAGACUGCCCCCUUCAAGCAAUGUGAAUAUGUGGCCAAGUAUAAUAGCCAGCGCUGCACCAACCCCAUCCCUAAAUCAGAGGACCGCAGGUACUGCAACAGCCACUUGCAGGUACUUGGCUUUAUCCCGAAAAAAGAGAGGAAGAAAAAGAAUGAUCCUAUAGAUGAGGUAAAGGUCAGGCACCAGAUGGAUACCAUGGCCUUUAGCCUGACAGUGCCCACGUUGGCCUUGAAGAUGCCCAAUGGACUGGAUGGAAUGUCCCUCUCUCCACCGGGGGCAAGGGUCCCUCUCCACUACCUGGAAACUGAGUUGGAAGACCCAUUUGCUUUCAACGAGGAAGAUGAUGACCUAAAGAAAGGGGCAACUGUGAGAAAGAAGUUGCAGAGCAAGUUGGCCCAGAAUCGGCAGCGCCAGAGAGAGACAGAGAUUUUAAAAGUUCGACAAGAGCACUUUAGUCCCCCUCCUGCACCUUCUCAGCAGCAGCCUCCGCAGCAGCACUCCCACCUGUCACCUUUAUCCACUUUAAAACCUCCAGCGCCACCGCAGGGUCUAGUCUGCAAGUCACCUCAACCUCAGAACACCAGCCUACCAAUGCAGGGAGUGGCCCCCACUCCACACACUAUAGCACAAGCCAGGCAGUUGUCUCACAAGAGGCCUCUGCCCCUCCUGCCAUCUAGUAGGGCUCCCAUCGUGGACCCGCCCAGGACUGACCGGGUCCUUAUGAAAGCCACAGCCUUCUCUCCACACUUCUCUUGUAUAAGUCGACUGCAGAGACUGGUGAAACUGUGCACCCAAAAACAUCAGCUGGACACUGAUCUGUUUCCCCAUUUAGGGUUGGACUGGUCUGAAGAGAGUGGAGAAGAACUGGAGGACUCAGAGCAGGCCUCGCCAUACCAGGUUGCCUGGUCCAUCCGAGAGACCCUCAGAUAUGAAAGACACACGUCGGAUGAUGAUGAUACAGAGAGUAGGAGCUCCAGGGUGACCCAACUUUGCACUUACUUUCAGCAGAAAUAUAAGCACCUCUGCCGCCUGGAGCGGGCAGAAUCUCGUCAAAAGAAAUGCCGGCACACGUUUAGGAAAGCUUUGCUGCAGGCGGCCAGUAGAGAGCCAGAAUGUACUGGCCAGUUGAUCCAGGAGCUACAGAGAGCUGCAUGCAGUCGGACCAGCAUAAGCCGGACCAAGUUGAAGGAGGUGGAGCCAGCAGCAUGCAGUGGGACCCUGAAGGGUGAACAGUGCACCAACAAAGCCCUUCCAUUCACCAGACAUUGUUUCCAACAUAUCCUCUCGAACCGCUCUCAGCAGCUCUUCUCAAGUUGCACGGCCAAGUUUGCAGAUGGACAGCAGUGCUCUGUGCCCGUUUUUGACAUUACACACCAGACACCUCUGUGUGAAGAACAUGCCAAAAAAAUGGAUAAUUUCUUGAGAGGAGAUAGCUCCCGUAAAGUUCAGCACCAGCAGCAGAGGAAACCCAGGAAAAAAACCAAGCCUCCUGCACUUACCAAAAAACACAAGAAGAAGAGAAGGCGUGGACCUCGUCGACCCCAAAAACCCAUUCCCCCUGCAGUUCCUCAGGGGAACCUCAGCAUGCCCACCAGCGUCUCACUGCCAGUGGAGGCCUCUCACAUCCGGAGCCCGUCCACGCCAGAGCUGAGUGCUGAUGAGCUGCCGGAUGACAUUGCCAAUGAGAUCACUGACAUUCCACAUGACUUGGAAUUGAACCAGGAGGACUUUUCAGACGUCCUGCCGCGGCUACCUGAUGACUUACAAGAUUUUGAUUUUUUUGAAGGCAAGAACGGGGACCUCCUCCCCACCACCGAAGAGGCCGAGGAGCUUGAGCGGGCCUUGCAGGCCGUGACUUCUCUUGAGUGCCUGAGUACCAUUGGGGUGCUCACCCAGUCAGAUGGUGUACCCGUCCAGGAGUUGUCAGACAGAGGAAUAGGGGUGUUCUCCACAGGGACUGGAGCUUCAGGAAUUCAGUCCUUGAGCCGAGAGGUAAACACGGACCUGGGGGAGCUGCUGAAUGGGCGUAUAGUACACGACAAUUUUUCUAGUCUAGAGCUGGAUGAGAACCUGCUCCGUUCUGCUACCUUGUCUAACCCACCUACACCCCUGGCAGGGCAGAUCCAGGGGCAGUUCUCUGCCCCAGCCAACGUUGGCCUUACUUCUGCCACUCUGAUCAGCCAGAGUGCACUUGGGGAGAGAGCCUUCCCAGGACAGUUUCAUGGACUUCAUGACGGCAGCCAUGCCUCCCAGAGGCCACAUCCUGCCCAGCUGCUGAGCAAGGCAGAUGACCUAAUCACCUCACGACAGCAAUACAGCAGUGAUCAUUCACACUCCUCGCCCCAUGGAAGCCAUUAUGAUAGUGAGCACGUGCCGUCUCCCUACAGUGACCAUAUCACCUCUCCCCACACAACAUCUUACUCUGGUGAUAAUAUGGCAGCUACCUUUUCAGCAGAGAUGCCCAUCAUGGCGCAGCACUUGCUCCCAGCCCAACUUGAGGUGCCACUUGGAGGAGUCGUGAACCCCAGAACUCACUGGGGCAGUCUCCCUGUCAGCCUCGGAGAUCCCUCUCCAUUUAGCAACCUUCUCGGCGCAGAUGGACAUCUUCUUUCCACCUCCCUAUCCACACCACCCACCACUUCGAACUCAGAGACCACACAGCCUGCCUUCGCCACCGUGACCCCCAGCAGCUCCAGUGUGCUUCCGGGGUUGCCGCAGACCAGCUUCAGUGGCAUGGGGCCUUCUGCUGAACUGCUGGCCUCCACCUCUCCCAAGCAGCAACUCCCUCAGUUCAGCGCAGCCUUCGGCCACCAGCUGAGUUCUCACAGUGGCAUCCCCAAGGACCUGCAGCCCAGCCACAGCUCCAUAGCGCCUCCCACAGGCUUCACAGUGACAGGUGCCACAGCUACAAGUACCAAUAAUGCAUCUUCUCCCUUUACCUCCCCUAACUGAGCGUAUCUGUGUGCUUGCAGGCAGGUGGGGAACCUGGUGUUUUCUAUCUUGUUUUCCUCUUUAUCACCCCUCUCCCCUUUUCCUAAAGAAGAUUUUAAAAAUAACAGAUGGGGCCUAGAGGAGAACUCCGUUUUCCAGCUAAGCGCGUUACCCCGCAGCGGGCCUCGCUUCAGUGUUCACACGUGCUCCUGCGCACUGGUGCUCGUCCCCUCCCGGCAGGCCCGCCCUCCCCCAGUGGUUUCCUCGUGGCUCAGCACAGUGACUGCAUAGAAUCGACUUUCAGCAGCAAGUCCUAGAAGUGAAAGAUACCUCAGAUUACCAGUGCCCUUUACGAUUUCCUAGUAUUCAGAUCAAUGCUUUCCAUUCUAAUACCAGGUCUUUACAUAGGUGGUGGUUCUAAAUAGAAUGAGCCUGUUCAUCGAGUUCCUGUGUAAGAGACGGCAAAUGGUGUGUAGAGGCAGAUCAAGGCUCUGACUUAGCACCAACUGCUAAACAUCACAUGAGGCCAGGAUUCCAUUCCUAAUUGUGAUCAUGUUUAAUUAAAAAGAAAAAAAAUUAGUCUUUUGACUGCCUGUGUGUGUGUGUGCACCCACGCGUGUGUUUUUGUGCAGGGCAGGAAGCAGCUGUCCCAUUGUUAGGUUUUUUUCUUUCCUAAUGAGUAGAAGGCCCUUCUCCUUUCCCACAUCUCACAACCCUGAUAAGGUUGGUCAUUCUUUCCCACCGAGUUAACCGACUUUCCUGAAUGGAGAAGGGUGGUGGUCUGGUGGCGUGAAUAGCACAACCCUCUUCUGCUAAGUUAGCCCAGAACACAAAAAGCUGAAUUCAUGUCAGUGCCCUGCAGAUGUCGCGAAAAGCUUGCCUGGAGGGACUGCAGGGUUGCUGCGAUUCUGAGGUCUGGUGGUUGGUUAUAUUGCCUUUUUAGAUGUGCAUUUGUUUCUAAAUCCCUCUUCCAUGGAAUAUAUUCACAAGAUGUAAUUAAAAUAUUUUGAUGUGAAAAGCAGGAUAGGUCAGAUAGGUUUGGAAAGAUGGGAUCUGUGAACUCCUUGAUCCAUCUUUUGCUUUUGAAUUUUUCAUGUUUACAGUAGUGAUUCUUUGGUAAGAUUUGUAAAAUGUUGAAGACACUUGUAGAAUCAAUGUACCAGUUGUGAAGUGAUGUGUAAUAUCUGAAGGAUACACAUUUUAAAGUUUCUUUCAAAGCAGAAUAUGGAAAUUAGACAUAAAUUUUAUCCACCCUUUGGUACUUUUAAAAUAAUUUAAGUAUUUAGGUUUAAGUUUGGGGACAUUUUUUUUUUAAGUACCAGAACUGUAGGGUCAAAAAUCAUAUUGGAUAGUUUAGUAAGCUGGUGACUAUGAAAUGAAUAUGUGAGGUUUCUUUUUACCUGCCUUCUCCCCGACCCCCGAUCCCCCCCGCGCCCAAGGGUGGAACUAGAUUUUAAAGGCAUCUGUACUCUGCUUUUGCUGAGAAGUUUCACUGUCCCUUGAGAUACCAUUGGCUAUUUAUACCCGAGUCUAGUCUAAUUUACAUAUAUAUAUUUUAAGAUGAGUAGAGAGAACAUAUCUAUUAAUGAUGUGAUAUAAUAAUUCAUUUGUCAGGGAAUAUUUGAUCUUAAUUCCUUUUCAAUAGGUAAAGAUUUGGAUGUAUUUUCCUACUUCCUAUAUGUAUUCUCUUUAUGCCAUGCUAAUUCUAACCAGUCCCUUCUUUUGAAAGCUUUUCUUUCUCUGCUUUUUAAAGGAAUGAUGGUAAUCAGCAGGCAUUAUGCAGAUAAAACGUGCCUGAGAUUAUGGAGGGGAAAUGUCACAUGACUGUAUGAAAUCAUUAUAUGCCCUAUUUUGUAUUUAUUGAAGUUUCUUUCUGUGGGCCAAAAAUAUGUUUGUAAUAUAUUUAGUUUUUUUUUUUUAAUCAUGAUAAUUGAUUGGAAGAUUUAUUUUUUAAUAGCUUUGCCUUUUUUGCAGAUUGAGAAAUUUCUAAAUUAUAAAAUUAUGUCACAAAGCAAAAUUAUAUUUGGUAGCACCGUAAAUUUCUAUUCUGAAGGGUGAGAAGAGAUAAUUUGAAUAUUUUUCACCUGUGAACCUAUGUUAGUAAGCUUUUUUAUUUUAAUGUACUGUAAUGAAACGAUUAUGAGUAGUUACCUCUGCUCAAAAGUGUCAUUUAGUUUGCUAAACUCUUCACAUCCCAUAAUAAUCAUCACGAGAUAACUGUCCAUUCCCGGUGAUUUGAUUCCGUCUCCAUUGUGUACUAAUUAAAGGUUGUAGCAGAGCAGCCCAUUGACUUUCUUUUUUAUUGAGGUAAAAGUGGUACAUACACACUGACUUUCUCAUCAGCCCUUCUUUGACAGUGAAGGGCAAGUCAUGGGACGUCGAUCUGAAUUUUUCUGGCUAUUUGUCCCUUGUGGUAGCUGCUUAAAAUUCUUCAGUUAUCAAAACUGAGUUUGCAGUAAGUUGCACAUUUUAUGGUUUGCAAUUUUCUGUUUUCUGUGCAUUUUUAAGCCCUUUUCUGCUUUCUGGUAAGGAGGCAUGAAAUGAUCAGGAAUGUUGCCAGUUACAGCUUCACACCAAAAACUUUGAGUAAAUUCAUUUUUGUGUAGAUGCCCACGAUGAUAGCUGAAGAAAGGGCACCCGUAGAAAGUACCAGCGUAGGUUUGAGGAGUUAGCAAAAAAACAAAUUUUUCUUCUCGUUUCGUCUACUUCAAAACAAAUAUCCGAGCUUGCGAUUUGUUUGCUCUUGCUGUUUCUUGUGAGUCCCUUUUUGGAAGAGAGAAGAACAUCUGUGAACCCAGAGAUAUCUGUUAUGUUGUUCUUUUAGCUAAUGGAGCAAUUCUAGUCUAUUAGUAGUAGGUUUGCUAAUAAUAUGUAAAGAAAGGAAUGAAGUGUCUUUUACUCCAGAAAUAUGAAAAUCAGUGUCUUUUAAAAUAGCACUUAUUCUAUAAUAAGGCAAUACUGGAAUCAAAAACAAAUUUUAUAUAAGGUUCUAUCUAAUUAGGUGGAUACUAGCUUUCAUUCUAGUGUCAAACUCAUGAGAAAUAGUGGCAAAGAAGGUUCACUCUGUUUCUGCAGUACUUUGGGACCAUUUAUAAAGGCCAGUUAGAUUGUGUUAAUGUGAUUUAAUGUACAAAGUUGCUGCAGUUAAUGGAUACAUUCUGUGCUCUGAGAAUCUGAAUUCCAUUCUAAUGUAUAAUAUUCACUGGCUGUGAUCUGUAGCGUCCGAAGGAAAGAUGUGUUUUUCUCCUUUACACCCUCUGCAUAAUUGUUAGUAUUAUUUUAAUUAAAGUACUUAAGACAUUGUUUUUCUUCUGUACAAAUGGCUUAGCAAUUUGCACAUCUGGGUAGGUUAUGUAGUUAGUAAACAAUUCGCAAUAGUAAAUAGCAAUUACAUUUAACCCACCAAGUGACAGACUAUGCAAUGGAAAAACUUUCUAAUUAUCGUCGCAUAGCUUAUAUGGCAAAGGAUUAUUUUCUCUAGUAACCUACCAUGUGAGAUAGAACUGCUUCAUAAAUGACUUCCUGAGCAAUUUCAUGUUGGCAGGCAGUAUGGCGUGUCUAGUAUCCUUCCAUGAAAAGAGUAUAAUUUAAUGAGAAGCAAAUAGUAGGUAUGGAGAUAAAGUUGGAAAAAAAAUUUUUUUUUCCUUAAAAUUGUAGUUAUUGUCUGGAGCGGUUUAAGGCUAAUGAAAGCUAGUACUUUAUCUUUGCCAAAUAGUUAUUUAUAAGAUUUACUUCUUAAAUAAGCCCAACCUCUCAACCGCAAGUUAAGAAUCAUCACUCUCUGUGACUAACACUAAAGCUUUUCCUUACCAGAGCUCGUUCUCAGUCAGUGAUCAUAAUCCACAGAGGCAAAGACAGUUCUUUGAUUUGGAAGGAAACAGUGCCCGUGAUACAUGCAGAUGCCCUAGCUGUACAAUUUGCUUCUUACAUGAAGAAAUUUAUAUUUCUGUUGACCUUUACCGUUGGGCUUUUGUCAUUGGGCACUAGAAUUUGAGCCUAUGUAGGUCACGCCCAUCCUGUGAAUUCACUGAUACCUGCCUGCAGUCCUUCCUGUGCCCCCCUGCAUGGUGGGAGUGGUGGUGACGGGUGGUAGCUUCAUCGGCAGUGCUUGUGUGGGGCACGUUGCCUUUUUUCUUCCCGUUAGUUCAAAAGAUUGCUGUGGAUGGUAUCGCAAGAAGACGAGGAUGUUAACACCACCAGGCGAACCAGUUCAAGUUAUAGGGUUAGAAAGUCCUUUAAAUUUUGUUUAGAUGUCUCGUUUCCAGUUUCUUCAUCCUUUUUCUUUUUCGCCUUCUUUUAACAUUCUAUUAAAUUCUGUUUUUAAUCUGGUAUAUAUAGAAUAAUACAGUGGUCUUUUAAAUGGUCAACAGAACUCUGCAGUUUAAUGAGGCAAUUUAAAGGAUUCCCUGGAAGAAAAUGUAGUCAUACCAGAUCUUUCAUCACAGAUACCUACAUCGCUCCAAGGAUUUUUUUCCUGACAAGAAAUAUAUUUCUUGAGGAUGGGGUGGGGUGGGAAUAUAUGUGUGAUAGAACGUAGAUUUUUUUAAUUUUUCCUCUCAGUACAUUGAAAACAACUGAAUUUUCAUGGGCAUUCUCUAGAAAAGUAAAACAAUGUAAUGACUUCUUAAUAUUCUGAACUUUAUAAAGCUUUCCAAUAUCAUAUUCUGGAGGGACCCAAAAUCCGUGUUCAGUGGAUUAAAGUAGCAUUUUUUAAAUGCCACCUUUCAAAAGAUGUGUAAUAAGAUAUCCGUAAAGGACAUAGUUGGAUAUCCGUUAAGCAUUUUCUUCUCUCCUAACCAGUGAGUUAGGAAAGAAAACAUAAAACAUAAAUGAAUAAUUAUGUCUCUCCUAAUGACCGGUGUCAUUAAUGCGAAAAUUGUGGGUCAAACUUAGCCUUAUUUCUAAAUAGCAAAAAUUCUCUUUUCACUCCAGCUCUUAAAUUUUUUUGUUAGCUUUCCUCGCUGCACUGUGAUACAGAGCAGAUAAAAAGAAACGUGGCAUUUCAGAGAGAAACAAAGAGAGCAAACUUGGAAUGACUUUUUUAACCCCAGGUUCCCAAAUCUUGGGGGUGUUUGGCUACUUUUGAGUGGCAGGGUUUUGGUGAUCUGAAGUUCAGUCCAAAAACAGUCUUAUUGGAGAAAACCUGUCUAACUCUUAGCAAUGUAGGGCAGCACAGCUUUCCUUCUGUUUUCCCUUCUGCCUGCUUGCUCAGCCCACCCCCGGCACUGAAGUACACACACACACACACACACACACACACACACACACACACACACACACACACGAUCUGCACACAAACACACACACACACGAUCUGCACACACACAGAUACCACACACACACACACACACACACACACACACACACAAUCUGUACUGCUCCUGGCCUAAGAGUAAUAGAAUCCUCUUCUUUCACUUGGUUUUUGUUUUUGUUUGUUUUUUUUAAGCUGGGGACCACUGAAGUAAGCUCUAUAUGCACCCAAAGUUACCCUUGGAAAAAUUUUCAACAUGCCGCGCAGAAGGCUCUAAUGCAGCUAAAUGCCACCCUUGCUUUUACUUGGGGAAUAGACUGAUUUGCCCUGAAAUGACUCCACCCUGCGUUGUUGAGGUACAGUUGGCUCCAGCCGAGGAGUGUGGAACGGAUGGGAGGUUUGGUGCUUGUGACGGUGUCUUCAUCUGCUCUGAAGGGUUGAAUCAGUUCCUCUCAACAGUGAUAGUUCUUUUCACUGUAUAGUGUUGAGUAUGUCUCAGGGAUUCCUUGUGGAAAUUAGGGCAGUUUUUAAAAUAAGAAAAUAGUUUUAAAAGAAACUAAAGGUGACUCAUCAUUGAAGAGAGCGCAAGAAAGAGAAAACAUUUGGUUUCGUAGCCCACGGUGUCUUGCAUGGGACGCUUUUCCUUCUCCUUCAGGCUCUCAUCUCAGCCUCAGCAUACAGAAUCCUUUCCCACCACGCACAGCUUUAAAACUUUUAUUUAAAAAUUUCCUUCCCCAAUGAGCUUUCAGAAUACUUAUUGUAGAUUUUAAGAGAAAAGGUAUAUUAAUUUAUACUAUUAACAUCACCUCAUAAAUUAUAAGUUUUAUACUAAAGCUGUAUUGAGUGUAAUGAAUUAUGUUGCCUAUGUGUUUAAUAGCUAAAAAAUUAUAUAUGAGCUUUUUUUUUUUUUUUUUUUUUUUUUUUUUACAAAACAAACUAGUGAAGCACCUUUUUACACUGGAUCUCUGCCGUGUCAAGGUGUAUAGCUAUCCUUUGCUACCUUGCAGAUAUAUAAAAUAAAAGGAUAUCCUGGGGCCUCAAAACAUAGAACACCUUUAGACCAUUUAUUACUGCUCAUAGAACUGUUGAGAAUGAUGUCUCUUUAGUAAAUGAUCUGUGGUUUACACUUACGAUGGCUAGAAGCUUAGUUACAGGGUAAAUAGAAAUACAUAGAUCAAGUAAAGCUCCCAACUACUGUAGCUGGAAUUUGUAAACUAAGUUUUUAAAACCUCUUUUAUUUCCUAUGGAUUUAUUCUUUAAUUACAGUUAAGUUGGGAAGUAAAAUAGAGAAAAUAAUAAAUCUAGAUGUUCUCAGUGUCUUAUUCAGGAACUUUUUAUCCCUCCUCACUAAGGAAUUCCCACUGUGACUUAAAAAUAGAAUUAAAGUACUUGUGUGCAUGUAUAUGUCUGUGCUUUUACACACAUGCAAAAAUAUACAUUGGGGGCACGUGUGUGAGAGAGAUGAAUGUGUGCUUAGAUAAAAAGAGAAAAAGGUAACAAUGUAUGGUAGAAAUAUGAUUUAUUUAGUUGAGGGUAUUGGAGUUACUUUCUCAUCGUCUCUGUUGUAUAAAUACACCAAAUUCUUGAUUAUGUUAUGUUAAAAGGCUAGCUCUGAUAUCAUGUGCAUUUUAUUUUAACCUUUUGAUUAACUUAUGCUAUGUUUUUAAAAUGACUCAAGAAACAGCAGGUUCUAAAGACCAGCCUCUCACUUUUGAGAGUAAAAAUAAGAGAGAAACAGACCUGGACAUGAGCUGUGUUUAUCUAUUGGGGUGAUGGGACCAGAGAUCAGCUGAACCUUUUUUAUGUUAAUAAUAGAUUUCUUCAUCUUCUGAGUUAUAAGAUAUUAUUGAUCACCUUUUCUUGGUGAAAUUAAGAAAAGUAUAGGCCUUUUCUAAAGAAUGCCAUUUUUUAAGGGGCUGCUUUGUUUAAAGAGUUGGUGGGAUUAUUUCACCAUGCACAUUUCAAAGCUGGGUUGAUUUCAGUUAUUUCCAAAAUUAAAAAAAAAAAAAGUUACUCAGUUGUGUUGUUGUUUAUGAAGUUAGCAUGCCCCCCAACCCCCAUAUUUUGGCUAUACGAAAAGUUAUGCUACCCUUGACUUUUUACCUGAUUUAUCUGGAAUUUAAAAAGAAAUACAUUCCUAUAUUUUGAGUUUUGUCUUUUUGCUAUACAUUCAUUACUGAAGUAUCUGGUGGUCUAAAAUAGUAGUCAAAGCUAGAGUUGUUAUUAAAUGCUCCGAUCACAUUUAUUUUUAAUAUUAAAAAAUCAUAUACUUUGAAACAUGUCAAAACAACUUCUAAUAAGCCAUCUGAAUUUGUAGUUACCUUUGAAGCCUCAUUCAUCUUAGAUAACUCAAGACCUGGGAAAGCUUUGUAUGUUGUUCUUUUUACAGUUGUAUUUUUUGCAGCGUCUCCCAGUUUCAUUCACUCUUGCUUUAUAGGUUUUUAAAAUCUGCGUAUUUCUUGUACAUAUGCAUGCAAAUGAAAGAAGGGAGGGUGUAUUGGUGCCAUUUCUCCCUUCAGUUACUAUGGGAUUUGCUAGAAUAAAUUCCCCCUGAUUGAAGGGUGAAAAUAGACCCUUUUGUGUAUAUCUGUACAGAGAUGUGUAUAUGGGAUGUGGUGGCACUUUGCUGAAUGUGAACUUGCCUUGUCAGUGGAAAGAUUGAGAAGUAUUAUGUUUAUUUAUACAUUUGUAUAAAUCUAUAUAUACACGUAUGUAUAUGUGUGUGUAUAGAUAAAUAUAUAUAUACAUAUAUUUCCCUAAAAAGUGUGUGUAUAAUAGAUAAACAGCCUUUGUUAAGCAAGAUUAUACGUCUAUGGAAAAUUCUGGAUUAUUCUCUAAGCAAGAAGAGGUGACAGUCUAGGGUAAUCGUCAGAGCAUACAAAGAUGGAAGUCGUUAGGAUUAUAGUCUUGUUUAUGAGCUCCUCUUAGCACUGUACUUACUUGCCAGUCUCACUAUUCUCCAUCUUCAUUACCUUCUAAUUCAAUCUCUCACCAUUUAAAAAUCACGCUUCGUUGUGUUUUUUUCCCCUUUAUUAUGUCCUUUCUAGCCAGAAUCAUUUGGCUUAGCCAUACUUCAUUAAUAUUUCACUCGUUUCUUUUAAAUAUCUUUGUCUCUGAAAUUUCCCAGAAGAUACAAAUUUUGUAUAUAAUCCUUUUAAUAGUAAUUUUGAGAAUUGGGCAUCAUCUUUGUCUCAAAACAAACAACCAAUAAACCCAAAAACCAACAUUCAAACAAGACUACUUUGAAAGUUUUACCUAGAUAAUUUUGGGAAAUUUUACUUAAAUUGAAAAAGAACAUAAUUAUGAUUUUAUGAUUGACAUUAGUGUUAGGUUUAUUUUGUCAUUUAUUGUCAUUAAUUUGUCCUUUCAACAGUUUGGUUUACUUUGUGAUUUAAUCAUAAAUUUACCAUUUUCAUGUUAAUGGAAAGCCUCUUGAAUUCUAUAACCUAAGCCUCUUAAAUUCUAUAAUUCAUUUUAUUCAUGGUGAAACUGCUUUAACGAAUUCUUGUGUAAUGAGUUCUGCUAUAUUUCCUUUUGACUUUUCUCACAUUGGUGACAUUCUGUUUUAACUUGGCUGCAGCUCUCUAGAAAACUUGCAUCCCUAUAUAUUGUGCCUUUAAAGCUUUUAUGCACACACAGACAAAAGUGUAUAUAUACAUGUUGGAGCAUGUGUACAUAUACUUUCAUAUAUACUCACACAGUAUGUCUCUAGUAUAUAUUGUGGGAGUGGCUAUAUAGAUGUUCAAAGGCAAUGAAAUGUUGCUCUCUAGAUAUAUAUGUAUAUAAAUAGUGUUGAUAUACUGUAUAUACAUAUGUAUAUGUAUGAGUUUUAAAUGGCAAUCUUUUACAUUUAGCAAAAUGCUGCCCCUACUGGAAUAUUGUCACUGCAAUGGCAGUUGUAUGUAAUGAUUUAAAAUACAUUAUCAGAAGUUAUUUAAAGAACAUUUCAAAGUCUCAUCUAAAGACGUCCACACAUUAUUAUUUAUUUAUCUUCCUUUUCCUUUUGUUGUCAUUUUUUUUUUUUUUAACUGAAAGGGAGACUGUCAUUUUAAAAAUGCCAUCUGUCCCGUGAGAGGAAGAGAGCUGGAGAUUCACUUGGGGAACCUUGUGCAUUUUCCUCUCUCUGAAAUGGAGAUGUACCACAAACUAGCCUGUUUAUUUCAGUUAUAAAACAAUCCUAACAUUUGCAUUACUGUAUGUCAUCCACCAUCUCCUAGAUCAACUUAAUUCACCAAUUUGCCUCUUCCUUUCAUUAAUAAAUAAUGAUCAUUAAGAUCAUUUUGCCUGGGGGAAGUUAACUACUCUCUAGCUGCAGGGAAAUAUAUCACCUAAUUUUUAUUCAGCCUUGUUCAAAAAUUCAGCUGUGAGAGAAGGCAGCUCUCUCAUGCAGUUGUCUUAAGUAGGUUUUGCAUUUAUUUAGUUAGAGGUCUUCCCAGACUUUUUUUUUUUUUUUUUUUUUUUUUAAAGAACUCCAAGUCUGCAUGCACUUGACCUAGAUUUAAUUCUUACUCCCCACAGCUUCAGGUAUUUUUCAUUAGUAUAUCAAUUUGAUACACUGAAUGAAAGAAUAUUAAGAGAAAACUGUUGCAUAUUUUAUUUUGUGAUGAGUUGGCAGCAGAUUCCAUUUCAAGACCUUAAAGAGAGAGGAGUGUGUAGAUGGACAAUCCUAAAUCUUAAGAUCUUAACAAAAAACAGGUGGAGUAAGAGUACCCCUGAAGACUCAAAUAGAGGUUGGGGUUUGAGGGAUUUCACAGAGUAGCUUAGCUGAAACUUGAUAUCAGGAGCAGCCUUUAACAAGCCUCUUGGCAAUUGUAUGGUACUAACCAGAGUACUGAAGUACAGAUUGAAACCAAGUUGCAGUGGGAAAUCAAAGGUGAGGUAGCUUAUUGGAAACCAGUAAAAUGACAGGUUGCACAGUUUUGAAAUCUCUUUUAACAAAGUAACUGCACGGUAGCAAGGACUAGCCGUUCUCAAAGCCCUUCUUUUUCAGUGUUCUCCUUCACCUUGGCACACAAGUAUGUUUUAAGGCCAUACAUUAAAAAUAUAUACAAAAAAAAAAACUGCUUAAAGGGAACUUACAAACUGAGAAUCUUCUCAGUAUUCGUGUAAAUAGUGGCUGGAAGCUUAGUUAUAUGCACAAAAGCUAGGAGCCACUUGUUUCUGCACAGACUGUAGGAGCAAGAUGAGGAGAUUGGCAGAUUUUGGGACGAGGCCCCCAGUUCUGAGGAAAGGCAUAUCUACAGCAUUGGGUAUGCUGUUGCUGGGGGAGACCACAUUUUGGGAGAUGAUGGGCUUUCGGUUUGUAAUUUCCCUUUAAACAAGAAGAGAUGGCUCACGUUUUCCAUAUAUAUCUCAAUGAAUGUACUGUAUUACCGUUUUAAAAAUUUGAUGAAAUAAUAAUGGAUUGGUCUCCUUUUGUUAUCUGGUCCUUGUUUAAUUUGUUUAAGGGUUUUUGUAUACAAAAGUUUACAUUUUUAUGUAUAUUUUUCUUGUGUAAAAACUGAUGUAAUAUGUGUAUAAAACACUGUAUGUAUUAUCUGUAUAUAGUGUGACAAAAUGAUUUUUCUUUCUUUCUUUUGGAUGUAUUAAUAAAUCUUG
Molecule: messenger RNA, 14083 nt
Organism: Physeter macrocephalus (sperm whale)
Lineage: Eukaryota; Metazoa; Chordata; Mammalia; Artiodactyla; Physeteridae
Gene: INO80D
Product: INO80 complex subunit D
Exons: 11
Coding region: 175-3255 (1026 amino acids)
Cellular component (GO): nucleus
Source: RefSeq, a predicted model, not a curated record